AUGAAUGAGUCAACUCCACCUCAGAUAGGUGGCAUCCCUUGCCCACCUUUUUUGCCGCAUCUUGCUGUUUAUCCAGGACCUUAUCCUUUACCAGCAUUUGGUUCUUCUCUUCCUUCUGGUCCCGUAUCUGAUUCUCAACCAGUUGGUGUUACUUCUUUGGGAACUGCAGAUAAUAGGAAACCUGCUCAAGAUGUUGGCAAUAAGGAUGGUUCUGCUGUAGGCGAACAAUUAGAUGCUUGGACUGCCCACAAGACUGAAAGUGGAAUUGUCUACUACUAUAAUGCGUUGACAAGACAAUCAACAUAUGAAAAACCACCUGAUUUUAAGGGAGAGCCUGAUAAGGUUCCUGUGCAGCCAACACCAGUUUCAAUGGAGUGUUUGUCUGGGAGUGAUUGGGCUUUAGUCACCACAAACGAUGGGAAAAAGUAUUAUUUCAAUAGUAAGACGAAGAUAAGCAGCUGGCAGGUCCCCAACGAGGUUACGGAUUUGAGAAAGAAGCAGGGUAAUGAGAUAUUCAGAGAGCACUCGUUGUCUGUGCCAAAUGUUGAUCCAGUGACUGAAAAAGGAUCUGCUUCGACAAGUUUGAGUACUCCUGCUAUUAAUACAGGUGGGCGUGAUGCCAUAGCUAUUAGAACCUCAGGUCCACCUGGAUCUUCGUCAGCAUUGGUUGUAAAGAAGAAGUUGCAGGACCCUGGAGCUCCUGCAACUUCCUUGCCUGCUCCAGUUUCAUCAGUGGCAGCAUCAGAAGUAAAUGGCUCAAAAGUAGUUGAGCUCGCAAAAGGCUUGCAAAGUGAAAAUAGCAAAGAUAAGCUAAAAGAUACAACAGGAGAUGGUAACAUGUCUGAUUCUUCUUCAGACUCUGAGGAUGCAGACAGUGGACCAACAAAAGAAGAGUGUAUCAUCCAAUUUAAGGAGAUGCUUAAGGAGCGAGGAAUUGCACCAUUCUCAAAAUGGGAGAAGGAAUUGCCAAAGAUAGUUUUUGAUCCUCGCUUUAAGGCAAUUCCAAGUCAUUCUGCUCGAAGGUCGAUAUUUGAACAUUAUGUUAAGACACGUGCUGAGGAGAAACGCAAAGAAAAACGGGCUGCUCAGAAGGCUGCAAUUGAGGGAUUCAAGCAGUUACUGGAUGAAGCAUUUAAGGAUAUUGAUCACAACACUGAUUAUCAGACUUUUAGAAUGAAAUGGGGAGGUGAUCCUCGUUUUGAGGCUUUGGAACGCAAGGACCGGGAAGUUUUAUUGAAUGAGAGGGUCCUUCCAUUGAAGAGGGCUGCUGAGCAAAAGGCCCAAGCGAUACGUGAAGCUGCUGCCUCUACAUUUAAGUCCAUGCUACGGGAAAGGGUGGAUAUAAAUGUAAACUCCCGCUGGUCCAGGGUAAAGGACAGUCUAAGGAAUGACCUAAGAUAUAAAUCUGUUGGGCACGAAGAUAGGGAGGUUUUAUUCAAUGAGUACAUAUCUGAACUGAAAGCUAUUCAAGCGGAAGCGAACCGAGAGGCAAAAGCCAAAAGGGAGGAGCAGGAGAAACUAAAGGAAAGGGAGCGGGAACUGCGGAAACGUAAAGAACGAGAAGAACAAGAAAUGGAAAGAGUUAGACUGAAAGUUCGAAGAAAGGAGGCAGUAUCGUCUUAUAAAGCUUUGCUUGUGGAAACUGUCAAAGAUCCUCAGGCAUCUUGGACAGAUUCAAAGCCUAAACUGGAGAAGGAUCCUCAAGGACGUGCAACCAACCCUGACUUAGAUCCGUCUGAUACAGAGAAGCUCUUUCGUGAACAUAUAACGAUGCUGCAUGAGCGAUGUGUGCAUGACUUCAAAAUCAUGUUAGCUGAAGUCAUUACUUUGGAAGCGGCUGCCCAGGAGACAGAAGAGGGCAAAACAAUCCUCAACUCAUGGUCAACAGCUAAACGUCUUCUAAAGGUUGAUCCCAGGUAUAGUAAGAUUCCGAGAAAAGAGAGGGAACUUUUUUGGCGCCGAUAUGUUGAGGAUAUGUCCCGCAGGCAGAAAGCAGCACAUGAUCAGAAAGAAGAGAAGCAUACGAAUGGGAAAGGAAGAAGCUCCAUUGACUCCGGGAGACUUCCUUCGGGAUCAAGGAGAACCCAUGAGCAGAGGUAGCUUCUUUUGAUGGAGAAAAGUAGGCACUUCAAAAAAAUUUACUAAUUUUACUUUCCUAAAAAAAUUGGCCCAAGAUGGUAUAAUUUACAUGUUCCUGAAGAGGUGGAGAUUUUGAACAAUCUGUAGGACGACUAUAAAAGCUAAAUGAUUUGGUGACUGCCUCAUUCCUUUAUUUGUUUUUACCCUUUUAUGGCGUAGUCCUUUGAAA
Molecule: messenger RNA, 2308 nt
Organism: Carica papaya (papaya)
Lineage: Eukaryota; Viridiplantae; Streptophyta; Magnoliopsida; Brassicales; Caricaceae
Source: RefSeq, a predicted model, not a curated record